Daucus carota subsp. sativus is the source of this 1199-nucleotide messenger RNA. RefSeq names its product methylesterase 17. NCBI's taxonomy places the organism in Eukaryota, Viridiplantae, Streptophyta, Magnoliopsida, Apiales, Apiaceae. The record is from RefSeq and is a predicted model, not a curated record. Gene Ontology annotation, molecular function: methyl salicylate esterase activity; methyl indole-3-acetate esterase activity; methyl jasmonate esterase activity. Bases 211 to 1008 code for a protein of 265 amino acids. The transcript has 4 exons. Gene Ontology annotation, biological process: jasmonic acid metabolic process; salicylic acid metabolic process.
CUGCUGCCAAUAUUAGUGCAUAAACUAUUGCCCCACGAAGUGACCCCCUCCAAGAUGGGAAUAUAUUUAUUGCUGUGUACCUUCACACAAUCGUACACAGAUAUGUCUACUUGCAUAUAAAUCAACCAUUUCUACUUCUCUAUAUAGUAGUACAUCAUAUGGAGACAUAGUACAUAGAAAGCCAGUGAUAAUACAGAAAGCAUAGAAGGGAUGAAAGCAGAGAUAGCAGGAAUGCAGCCACACUUUGUGCUCAUACAUGGCCUAAGUGGAGGAGGUUGGUGUUGGUACAAAAUCCGAUGUCUCAUGGAAAAUUCCGGCUACAAAGUCUCUUGUAUCGACCUCAAAAGCGCUGGCAUCGAUCAAUUUGAUGCUGACAAGGUUCUUUCUUUCGAGGAAUACAACAGGCCCUUGAUGGACUUCAUGUCUGCCUUGCCGGAAAAUGAUCAGGUUAUACUAGUAGGUCACAGCGCUGGAGGGCUGAGUGUCACUGCAGCAACUCAAAAAUUUGCCAAGAAAAUUAGCCUUGCUGUUUAUGUUGGUGCUACCAUGCUCCAAGAAGGCUUUAUGACUCCCCAAGACCUUAAAGAUGGAGUACCAGAUUUAUCAGAUUUCGGUGAUGCAUAUGACUUUGUGUUUGGUUUGGGUCAAGAUCAACCUCCUACCAGUGCUGUGGUGAAAAAAGAUCUACAACGCAAAAUCAUAUAUCAUAUGAGCCCCAUUGAGGACUCGACAUUAGCUGCAAUGCUAUUAAGACCAGCACCAAUUCAAGCACUAAUGUCUGCCAAAUUUAAAGAGGAAGAUGAGAAUGUGACUAAUAACAUACCUCGCAUAUACAUCAGAACAACUGAUGAUAGAGUGAUUAAACCAGAACAACAAGAUGCGAUGAUCAAGAGGUGGCCGCCAUCAGAGGUAUAUGUAUUGGAGAGUGAUCACAGCCCUUUUUUCUCCACCCCAUUUCUGCUAUUUGGUUUGCUUAUUAAGGCUGCAACAUCUCUUGCUGCUGUGUAAUUAAAUUACCCCCCCCCCCCCCCCCCCCCACACACACACACACACAAACACCUGAGAGCUAUAGCAUUUUAGAUCAUUGAAUGAAAUGAUCACUGUAUCUCCUUUAUUUAUAUAAUUAUGAAUUCAGUUAAUCCCUCAAUCAGUUUCCGAAUAUAUAAAGUUAUUAACUUUGUGAGGGACAAUCUUCCAAA